ACGAUAUUCAUUCGCCAAUAUUCACGAGGCUGUCGGAAGUUGGGUUCUCGGCUCGUUUAGACACGUAGAUGUUCCGAAUAGGUGGAUUCGUGCCGCUCGUGCGAUUGUUUGCUGUCGUCACUGACGUGUAGAUCACCACUGGAGUAUCCUGUGCGUCGUCGUGCGGAGCGUGCAGCGUCUUCAGGAUGGUGGAUAACACAAGCAGUGGAUCCAGCGACUCGUCGCCACAAGUCGAAAAGGGAUGGCUAGCCUUGAAACAGCAUAUUGUAGACAAUAAGAUUAAAUUUGGAUUAUGGGUCACCAGACUCUUCACCAUAAUAUUCACCUUCGGUUACAUUAUUCCUAUAUUUGGGAAUCCCUAUAAUAUAUACUACAAGGUAUUAAUGAAUAAUGCGGCAACUAGUGCGUUACGUCUGCAUCAAAGAGUUCCCCGCGUUCAGCUCUCAAGACAAUUUUUAGAGACGUUGCUGUUGGAAGAUUCGUGCCACUAUUUGUUCUACUCUUUGAUAUUUUUGUACGCGGCGCCAGUUACAUUGGUGCUCAUACCAGUUUUUCUUUUUGCUCUGAUGCACAUGGCUAGUUACUCUCUUACAUUGCUAGAUUGCUUAGGACAUAAUAGCUGGUGGGGCGCUCGUCUGUUAAUAUCUUUGGUGGAAUUUCAAUCACGGAAUAUUCUUCGCCUGUGUGCUCUGUCAGAAAUCAUCAUCUUACCAUUUACCGUUCUCCUAGUAUUCACAGGACGCGCCGGUUUACUGACCCCCUUUGUUUAUUAUCAGUUUUUGAAACUACGUCUUGCAUCUCAAAGAAAUCCAUUCACACGUAACGUAUUUUACGAACUCAGAAACGGACUGAGCUCAGUGUCGAAAAAGCCGGCCGUGCCGGACAUCGUUCGGAGAAUGAUCGACGGUCUGCUUUCUCUGACCCAACAAAUGGCGCCAGUGCGUCAAUAAUAUCCAUAUUAUUUAUGAUAUUAAAUUCAAUUAUUUCUCAUAUUGUCUCAAAGACAGAUCUCCUAGGGUUCUAGGGUCCACUCAGCGACACUUUCAUGAAUUAGUGUUAGCGCAAAGUGAGUGUAGACAUAAAAAUUCAUAGUGAAUGUUAUGUGAAUUAUUUGAAAUGAUUUGAAAAAUCUGUGAAAACAAUCAAAGUAUAUGAACAAUUUCUUACUUUAACAGUUAUGCUUAUUUA
This is a messenger RNA of Mycetomoellerius zeteki, 1188 nucleotides long. RefSeq names its product transmembrane protein 33-containing Krueppel homolog 2 (gene Kr-h2). Bases 186 to 950 code for a protein of 254 amino acids. Lineage: Eukaryota; Metazoa; Arthropoda; Insecta; Hymenoptera; Formicidae. The record is from RefSeq and is a predicted model, not a curated record. The transcript has 6 exons. Gene Ontology annotation, cellular component: membrane; endoplasmic reticulum. Gene Ontology annotation, biological process: membrane organization; endoplasmic reticulum tubular network organization.